AACAGAGCCUGACGUAAUUUCCUUAACAUAAAACGGAAACUGGCGAGUCCACGAAAUAGAGAAAAUCGACGAGAGGUGAUGCUUGGAUGAAUAUUUAAUCAAAUAACAACACAAAAAUACUAAGGAACUGUUUUCAGUUGCUUAUUUUUCUAUAGUGCUGUCGACGGAAGACCCACAACAAUGUCUGCCCAAGCUCAAAUGAGAGCUUUACUCGACCAGCUAAUGGGAACAGCAAGGGAUGGUUCAGUGUAUCUUUGCCAGCCUACAACAAUCUGCAAAGGAGUUGCAGAAAAGCCUCAUGUUCAUCGAGCCGUGAGUCACACAUAAUUUUUAAAGCUGUUAUGAUGAAUAUCCAAACCAUUUGUUUGCCUUCCGGAAGUUACUAUAGCUUUUUUUUAAAUACACAAAUGGGUAUAUCUUCAGUGGCACUAGAAUUACAAUUUGGAGUAGUAUUAUGCUGCUUGAGCUAAGACGUCUGGUCGCGCAGAAUCCAAACAAGCAGUUCAAUCACAGUUUUCAAUGAGACGUCAGUUAUCAGAAGGCAAUUUUAACAAUCAUCGGAAGAAGAAAAAACUUUGCACACAUCAUUUACAAUCUGACUUGUGUAUGACUCCCAACUUCUUACUACAGGUAUGGGCAAGAAAACUGUUCCCAUUUAUACUUUUCUACAGCGGGUUUAAAAUUCUGCAGCUGAGGUCUUGAAGAUGCAGAAGGGUACAGUAUGUGGUGCAGAUCGCAGUGUGUAUAAACAACAUUUUUUCCUUGGAUUUCUUUUGUGUUUUUUUUGUUUUGAAUUUCUUUUCAAUGCUUCAUAUUCUGUAGAAGGCUUGGCUGGAACAUUUGUCUGAAAUGUUUACAUUUCUCAUCAGUCUUGAUAGCAGUCUUUCCUGCAUAGUUAUAUGCAUUGAAAUGUAAUAAACUUUUUGAAAAUGAAGAUACCUUUGUUCACACUAGAUAACUGAAGCACAAGUUUGGUAUUUACCUGGUUUGUGUCCCUACCUAUUAGCUUAGACUCAUAAUGCUCCACGCUUACAGAGUGGACAUUGAGUCAUAUCACAAGUUAAACUAAGGCUCAAUCAUCGCCAUUUUUUAUUAGGGCUUGGGAAAGGUUGGUAAGCACCAAGAAUAACAGGAGCUACAUGUAACUUUUACUUCAAUCUUGACACAUUCAUGGAUAAAGGUAGUCCAGCAGAGGCACAUUAUUUAUUACAGGUAAAUAGGCUAUACCAAUGAAGGAUGUGUUUAAAGUAAAGUUUUGACAAUCGGAAAAUGAAACAAUUGGUUUCACUCCUUUUGAUGGGUACAAAAUCCUUUAAUGCAUUUAUAGUGACACAUACUGCCCAUUCAAUGUUUUGCAAUUACAGUAUAGUAAAGCACUGGAUACCUCGCCCCUGCUAACAAAUAUGUGAGGUCUUUCUCACUGGCUGUUUUUGGACUGUUUCAGGGGAUGAAACGCGACAGAGGGUCAAGUUCACUGACGAACGUGUCUGCAAAAGUCAUCUUCUAAACUGCUGUCCACAUGACAUCCUGUCUGGAACUCGUAUGGACCUGGGAGAGUGCACGAAGAUCCAUGACCUGGCACUUCGGGCAGAUUAUGAAAUUGCUUCCAAGGAGAGAGAUCUGUUCUUCGAGCUUGACGCGGUCGAGCACCUGGAAUCAUUCAUUGCUGACUGUGACCGGAGGACAGAACUAGCCAAGAAGCGCCUCGCUGAGACCCAAGAAGAGAUCAGUGCUGAGGUGGCAGCCAAGGCAGAGAAGGUCCAUGAGCUGAAUGAGGAAAUAGGGAAGCUCCUGGCCAAGGCUGAGCAGCUUGGAGCCGAGGGAAACGUCGACGAGGCCCAGAAAGUCCUGCAGGAAGUUGAGAAGGUCCGCACUAGAAAGAAGGAUGCAGAGGAAGAGUACAGAAACUCAAUGCCAGCCUCCAGUUUCCAGCAGCAGAAGCUUCGGGUGUGCGAGGUGUGCUCUGCUUACCUGGGUCUCCAUGACAACGAUCGUCGUUUGGCUGACCAUUUUGGUGGAAAGCUUCAUCUGGGCUUCAUUCAGAUCAGAGAGAAACUGGACCAACUAAAGAAAACCGUGGUCGACAAGCAGGAGAAAAGGAACCAGGAGCGCUUGAAGAGACGGGAAGAGAGGGAGAAAGAGGAAAAGAUGAAGAAGAGGACCAGAUCACGGAGCAGAGAGCAGAAAAGAUCUCACUCUCGUGACCGCAGAAGGCGGCGCUCGCGCUCCACAUCACGAGACAAGCGCCGUUCGCGCUCACGCUCCAGGGAGAGGAGGAGGAGGCAUCGCAGCCGAUCCCGCUCUCGUAGCCGAGGACACCGUCACAACCACGAGCAGAGCUCCAGACACAAGUCGUCCAGGGACCGGGAGCGCUCAUCCAGAGACGGGUCACGGGACAGGAGGGACGGGAUGAACGGCAGGUCGGACUCCCGCCGGGGAGACGACAGGGACAUGGGGGACCUCUGAAGACCAAACUCCAUCCAUCAGGACACACAACCUCCUCCGGUCUCUCUCACUCGUCUGUCCAUUUCUAAUAUCCUAAUGUCUCACACAGUCCUUGCCUUGCCCCCUUUGUUCUCCUGCCCGCCACCUUUCUUUGCUUUAACAGUUAAUGCAGCCGACCCAGAGUGUACACAUACCUGAAAUAUUUUAUAGAUAAAAUAUUCUAGCAUUCUGAUAUAUCAAAAGAUUGCAUUUGGAUGAGGGGAAUUUAGUUAUUGAUCAGUAGUGGAAUGUAUUGUAAUACCCACAUCUGUGAUUUGGUGGCUGUCUGUAUCCAAUACAUCCCAUGUCUUCUUAGAAACUACCCGGCAAUGAUUCCAACAGAAAAAGCAA
Messenger RNA from Etheostoma cragini (Arkansas darter), 2835 nucleotides. RefSeq names its product LUC7-like (S. cerevisiae) (gene luc7l). The record is from RefSeq and is a predicted model, not a curated record. Gene Ontology annotation, cellular component: U2-type prespliceosome; U1 snRNP. NCBI's taxonomy places the organism in Eukaryota, Metazoa, Chordata, Actinopteri, Perciformes, Percidae. The transcript is spliced from 10 exons. Gene Ontology annotation, molecular function: mRNA binding. Gene Ontology annotation, biological process: mRNA splice site recognition. The coding region runs from base 1543 to 2466 and encodes 307 amino acids.